UACAACAUCCUUACUCCUUUUGCAAAUACAUAUCUCUCCUUCUUACAUCAAAAUGGGAUUGUCGAUGGACGGCGAGAGCAGCUGCACCCACAAAGUGUUCCUGAUCACCAACUACAUCCUACUGGGCGCCGCGUCGAGCUGCAUCUUCCUGACCCUCUCCCUCCGCCUGAUCCCAUCCCUGAUGGGCGCCCUCCUGAUCCUCCUCCACAUCGUGACGAUCGGGGGGGCGGUGUCCGGGUGCGCGGCGGCCACUCGGCGCGUGGGCAGAGGCAAGUUCUACAGCGCCCACAUGGUGGCCACCGUCCUGACGGCCAUCUUCCAGGGCUCCAUCGCAGUCCUCAUCUUCACCCGCCCCGAGGACUUCCUCGCCCGCCUCGACUCCUACGUCCGCCAGGACGACGGUGUGCUCAUCCUCAAGCUUGCUGGUGGCCUCUGCGCCUUCGUCUUCUGCCUCGAGUGGACCGUCCUCACCCUCGCCUUCUUCCUCAACUACUAUGCCCACCUCGACAAGGAUGGAAAUGGUGCAAUGAAGAGCGGGAAGGUUCGGGACGAGGAGGAGUUGAAGACCUUGCCCUGGCCUAUUCAGGUGUAAAACCUCAAAAACCAAAGAGAGGGAAAUUAAGUUUGGGAUAUUUGUUUUAUUUGUAUAUCAACAAGGCUGAAUUGUGUAUCCCUGCAAAUGUAUCAACUGAUUAUAAUCAGUUCAUGCUACUCCAUUUAUAUAAACAUAACAAUUAAAACGCUUCCGCCAUA
Messenger RNA from Salvia splendens (bonfire salvia), 753 nucleotides. RefSeq lists its product as uncharacterized. The record is from RefSeq and is a predicted model, not a curated record. The coding region runs from base 53 to 592 and encodes 179 amino acids. The transcript has 2 exons. Lineage: Eukaryota; Viridiplantae; Streptophyta; Magnoliopsida; Lamiales; Lamiaceae.